Molecule: messenger RNA, 1526 nt
Organism: Dichomitus squalens LYAD-421 SS1
Lineage: Eukaryota; Fungi; Basidiomycota; Agaricomycetes; Polyporales; Polyporaceae
Exons: 6
Coding region: 1-1395 (464 amino acids)
Biological process (GO): SCF-dependent proteasomal ubiquitin-dependent protein catabolic process
Cellular component (GO): SCF ubiquitin ligase complex
Molecular function (GO): protein binding
Source: RefSeq, a predicted model, not a curated record
AUGCAGGGUUCUGUGAGCGCUGUCGCAGCCGAGGAUAACGAGGAACUUGCGAGGUUCAGACGACAAUGGCUCGAGGAGGUCUGGAGCAAGAAGAAACCUCAGGGGAGCCAAGACGGCGCUGCCGCCUUCACACCCACUAGCACUUCCGCAGAGCCUGCAACGCAGUCCCCUCCUCAGUCUCCCCCUGCCCACCGGACCACGCACAGGCGGGCAUCUCACCACAAUGAAGCGACCUCACCUGUACUGGGCGCGAGGAAGGUCGGGCCAGCAAGUGCCACCGCUCAGUUCGGGCCAUCUCUCCAGCGCGCGGUCGAGGUGUACCGGAAGGCCGUCCAGCACGAGCAGAAGAGCGAGCUCGACGACGCGCUGCGCUUGUAUCGCAGCGCAUUCAGGAUGGACUCCAACGUCGAUCGCGCAUACCAGCUCUUUGAGGAGGAGCUACAUAGGAAGGCUGCCGCUGCUUCCCCAACCCAGAAGGCGCAGCAGCACAAGAAGACGCCGUCCGGGACCGCCGUCGUGGAGGGGCUGCUGUCGGACAUGCAGGCUUUGGACCUGGGCCCGAGUCGCAUCCCUGUCGCCCACGCGUACGGGGAGGGGUUUGUUACCGGGACGCUCGCGAACUUGAUCUCGUCAUGGCCUCCGGAGCUCACGUUCGAGCGGGAUCCUGAGAGUGAGGAGGAAGGGGUGCCUAUCAGGAUGCUACCAGACGAGAUUCUCAUAAUUAUUUUGAGACGGCUCGACCACUCCGCAUUGGAGCGCUUUGCGAGGGUAAACAGAAAGGCGCGAGUCAUUACCUUAGAUGCGUCCAUCUGGAGACCAAGGGUGCAAACGAUAUACAGGCCGCCGCAGAUACCUGACGAGGAAGAGCUCGAGGCGUUGGUUGUGAAGUACAUGACGGAUUACCGACGGAUCUACAUUGAGCAUCCCCGAGUGCGCUACGAUGGAGUUUACAUCGCUGUCUGUCAUUACAUUCGUAACGGAGUUGGCGAGAAUGUUUGGGUCAACUACAGUCACCUCAUCACAUACUACCGGUACUUGAGAUUCUACCCGGACGGUCAAGUGCUCUCUUUGCUUGCGAACGAAGAGCAUUCUCCCUCUCAAGUCAUACCCAUCCUCAAGCCCACGCUCCGCAAGAAGGGCUUCUUCAUCGGCACCUGGUACCUCGACGGCACAGAGCUCCACAUCGACGACCUCCUGCCCAAGGAGCCGACCGCGGCCGAAACACGCUACUCGUUCCAGAUGGUCCUCGACCUGCGCUCGCGCCCGGUCGGCCGCUGGAACCGGCUGGAUUUUCGCAGCUACGACUCGGUGCACAUCGCCAGCGGCGAGGCGACGCCGCUCGCGCUCAAGAACGAGAGGUCGUUCUGGUUCUCGAAGGUGCGGUCGUACGUGUAGACGGGGGGAAGGCGGUGGUAGACUGGACAUGGGCGCAUGGGAGUCGGGGUGGACACUUCCGAGAUGGGAACUUACUUGUAUCUUAUAGCGGAUCAUGGGUGUCGAAACGGAUGGUUUGUUGGAGAUCUAGU